Messenger RNA from Phodopus roborovskii (desert hamster), 2666 nucleotides. RefSeq names its product DM1 locus, WD repeat containing (gene Dmwd). Gene Ontology annotation, molecular function: protein binding. The record is from RefSeq and is a predicted model, not a curated record. Lineage: Eukaryota; Metazoa; Chordata; Mammalia; Rodentia; Cricetidae. The coding region runs from base 33 to 2093 and encodes 686 amino acids. The transcript is spliced from 4 exons.
CGCGCUGCGGCGGGGCCCGGUGGGCGGCCAAGAUGGCGGCGGGCGGCGCGGAGGGCGGAGCGGGCCCCGGCGCCGCCAUGGGCGACUGCGCCGAGAUCAAGUCGCAGUUUCGCACUCGCGAGGGCUUCUACAAGCUGCUGCCCGGCGACGCGGCGCGCAGGCCGGGGGCAGCCUGCGCUCAGACCCCGGCGCCGCCGCAGCCCCCGCAGCCGCCGCCCGGGCCGGCCGCGGCCUCGGGCCCGGGCCCCGCGUCGUCCCCGCCGCCCGCCGGCCCCGGCCCCGGGCCCGGGCCCGCGCUGCCCGCCGUCCGCCUCAGCCUGGUGCGCCUCGGCGAGCCCGAUGGCGCUGGGGAGCCGCCCUCCACGCCCUCGGGCCUGGGCUCGGGAGGAGACCGCGUCUGCUUCAACCUGGGCCGCGAGCUUUACUUCUACCCCGGCUGCUGCCGCCGCGGGAGCCGGCGGUCCAUUGACCUCAACAAGCCCAUCGACAAGCGGAUCUACAAGGGGACCCAGCCCACCUGCCACGACUUCAACCAGUUCACAGCCGCCACGGAGACCAUCUCCUUGCUGGUGGGCUUCUCUGCCGGCCAGGUGCAGUACCUGGACCUCAUCAAGAAGGACACCAGCAAGCUAUUCAACGAAGAGCGACAGAUUGACAAGACCAAGGUGACGUAUCUCAAGUGGCUGCCCGAGUCAGAGAGCCUCUUCCUCGCUUCUCACGCCAGUGGCCACCUGUACCUCUACAAUGUCAGCCACCCCUGCGCCUCCACCCCACCCCAGUAUAGCCUACUGAAACAGGGUGAGGGCUUCGCUGUCUAUGCAGCCAAGAGCAAGGCUCCCCGAAACCCACUGGCCAAGUGGGCGGUGGGCGAGGGGCCCCUCAACGAGUUCGCCUUCUCACCGGAUGGCAGGCACCUGGCCUGCGUCAGCCAGGACGGCUGCCUGCGCGUCUUCCACUUUGACAGCAUGCUGCUGCGGGGGCUCAUGAAGAGCUACUUUGGGGGUCUGCUCUGUGUGUGCUGGAGCCCUGAUGGCCGCUAUGUGGUGACAGGAGGGGAAGACGACCUGGUCACGGUGUGGUCCUUCACCGAGGGUCGCGUGGUGGCUCGAGGCCACGGCCACAAGUCCUGGGUCAAUGCUGUGGCCUUCGAUCCCUAUACCACGCGGGCAGAGGAGGCAGCGUCAGCCAGUGGUGAGGAGGAGGAGCCUGAGGCCACCAGCUCAGACACAGGAGCCCCAUUGUCCCCACUGCCCAAGGCCGGCUCCGUCACCUACCGCUUUGGCUCAGCUGGCCAGGACACACAGUUCUGCCUGUGGGACCUCACAGAGGACGUGCUCUCCCCUCGUCCCUCUCUGGCCCGAACCCGCACCCUCCCCGGCACCCCUGGGGCCACCCCGCCAGCCUCCGCUAGCUCUCGGGCCGGAGAGGCAGGCCCAGGCCCCCUGCCCCGCUCCCUGUCACGGUCCAACAGCCUCCCUCACCCAGCUGGUGGUGGCAAGGCUGGUGGCCCCGGCGCAGCAAUGGAGCCGGGCACGCCGUUCAGCAUCGGCCGCUUCGCCACACUGACCUUGCAGGAGCGGCGGGACCGAGGGGCUGAGAAAGAACAUAAGCGCUACCACAGCCUGGGAAACAUCAGCCGUGGGGGCAGUGGGGGCAGCAGCAACGACAAACUCAGCGGCCCUGCUCCCCGCAGCCGCUUGGAUCCAGCCAAGGUGCUGGGAACGGCACUGUGCCCUCGGAUCCACGAGGUCCCGCUCCUGGAGCCCCUCGUGUGCAAGAAGAUCGCUCAGGAGCGCCUGACCGUGCUGCUGUUCCUGGAGGACUGCAUCAUCACCGCCUGCCAAGAGGGUCUCAUCUGUACCUGGGCUCGGCCAGGCAAGGUGUUUACAGACGAGGAGAACGAGGCCCAGGCAGGGGAAGCGAGUUGGCCCAGGUCCCCCAGCGAGCCAGUGGUAGAGGUAGGGCCGACCCCCAGAUUCUCUCCUCUCAACCGCCCCAUCUGUCUGCCCAGGGUCAGCUGGGCAUCAGUAAAAGUGCCCCCUGGGGCAUGGAUGGCCGCUUUAGGACGGGGCUGGAGGGCCCAGCUGGGGUAGAAGCAUCGUGAACCCUUGGGGCCCCCUCCCAGCAGAGACCCGGGUGCUGUCUAAUCCAACCUCCCUCUCACCCUCCCAGGGCAUCUCCCAACCAGGCAACUCCCCCAGUGGCACUGUGGUGUGAAGCCGUGGAUGGCCCAUGUCCUCCUAGUCAUAGCCCUCCCUGAGGUCUCAAGGCCCACUGUAGUAACAAGACUAAUCAUGAUGAAGACUGCACCGAGCCCCCACCCUGCACAGACUGGCCCCGCCAUGGCGCUGUAGCAGCCUGUGUGGCCUCAGCCCUGGCCUCCACCCACUGCCAAGUACAAUGACCUGUCCUCUGAAAUAUCAGUGUUAACCCACACCCCUGUCCCAGCAUGUGACUGGUCACUCCUGGGAGACUCCACCCACAGCAGCCCAGCUCCACAGCGCCCCUGGGUGAGAGGUGCGGGGGUGGCCCCUCCCCCCAGCCCACCCCACACUCACCCCUUGCUCUGGUUUGUGCAUUGGAAGAGUGUAAAAUUACGGAGGCCCAUGGGGCCCUCCAUGCCCCCCCAACCUCUUAUUUAUACUAAAGUACUUGUUUGCACAGCG